Messenger RNA from Mycotypha africana, 732 nucleotides. RefSeq lists its product as uncharacterized. Gene Ontology annotation, molecular function: hydrolase activity, acting on carbon-nitrogen (but not peptide) bonds. The transcript has 2 exons. The record is from RefSeq and is a predicted model, not a curated record. Gene Ontology annotation, cellular component: membrane. Gene Ontology annotation, biological process: carbohydrate metabolic process. Lineage: Eukaryota; Fungi; Mucoromycota; Mucoromycetes; Mucorales; Mycotyphaceae. Bases 1 to 732 code for a protein of 243 amino acids.
AUGCAUACCUCUGCUUUAAUUCUCAGUCUUUUUGCGGCUAUGGCUUUCGUCUCCGCGAAACCUCACGGAGUCAAGACUUACUCUAGCUGUAAGAAACCAGGUACCUUUGCUUUGACUUUUGACGAUGGACCUUACAAAUACUCUUGGGAUCUCGCUGAAUACUUGCAUAAGGAAGGUAUCAGAGCUACUUUCUUCACCAAUGGUCUCAAUGCUGUUGAUGUCCUUCACGAUAAGAUCAAGACAAAGGACGGUAAAAAGACUUACUUGGAACUUCUCCAACACCACGUCGAUAUGGGUCAUGAAGUAGGUAGCCACACCUACGAACACAAAGAUCUUGAAGGUCUCUCUGAAGACAAGGUCGCCGAGCAACUCGAUAAGCAAUCCGAUAUCAUUCAUAAAGCUAUUGGUAAGCGUCCUCGUUUGUUCAGACCUCCUGAAGGUGUCUACGAUGCUGUGGCCGAAAAGCUUCUCAAAGAACGUGGUUAUGUCAACGUUUUAUGGGACGUGGAUACCAAGGAUUGGAAGUUGAAGGGUCUCAAGUACUCUCAAGACCGUGUCAUGAAGGCCCUCCACAAGAAAGAUGCAAAGAGAAACGGUCAUAUCUGUCUUGAGCACGAUAUUCAUAAGCCCACAGUUGAAGAACUUAUUCCUUGGUUGAUCAAAUACGUCAGAGAUCAAGGUUAUGAAUUUGUUCCUAUCUCUGAAUGUAUCGGUGAAGAACCCUACCAAUAA